Molecule: messenger RNA, 9797 nt
Organism: Aethina tumida (small hive beetle)
Lineage: Eukaryota; Metazoa; Arthropoda; Insecta; Coleoptera; Nitidulidae
Product: titin-like
Exons: 4
Coding region: 4311-8822 (1503 amino acids)
Source: RefSeq, a predicted model, not a curated record
UUUGUUAUGUAUACAGCAAUGUGUGACAUUUUUAAAACAUUCAGAAACAUAUAUUUAACAACAAAAUAUGUAAUGUAUUUUUGACACGAAGCUUCAUAAAUUUUUGAUAAUAAGGAGAAAAUCCAAUACAUAACCUUGGUAUGAAAUAGUAAAGCUAAAACCUACACUAUAAUAAAUUACAACCGUAAAUCUAACAUAUAAAACAAUUACGUUAAUGUUGUCAAACCUCAAUUAAAACCACAAUUUUUUUAAAGAUUAUAUAUAUUAUAUAUUAUAUAUAAAGAUCCGGAAAAAUAGAACCAUUUAAAACUGUAAAACCUUUGUGUUUAAAUAUGUCCUUAGACGUGUUUUUAUUUGAACAAAAUAAAUGAAAAGUGUCCUCGAAAUUGCUUAUCUCGUUUUAUCUCAAUUUUAGUCAGUACCUAACUGAAUUAAUACUCUGUUAGUACAACCGAUUUAUUACAAAUCAGCACCAUUAAACAACCAUAUCUUUAGUACCUAUUUAAAUUUAACGAUAUUAUGUUACAAUUUAUGAGUAGUACCAAAGAAUUUCUUCGAAGAAACCAAUUAUUAACUACGAUAAGAUAUUCACUUCGAACGUUUUAUCUUUAAAACUGCAACGUAAACAACUGUUACUUACUAUGUUUUUUUCAUGUGUUAAAUUGUUCUCAGACAAAACCUAAAAUAAAACCACCCAAUACAAAACUCAUAAUCUAAUCCCAAAGAGGAAGAUAACGUUGUACAGAUAAGAUGUACAAAUAGAACCUUCGUACUGUUAUUAUUCAAAAUAGUUUUUUCCCCUCAGACGAUAACAAAAGGUAGAAAGUGAAGCACGCUCCGCUAAACAGUUUUGUUGUGGUCAAACCAAUAUCGAUUUUGAACCGGCACAUUAUUAUACUUUCACCGGUUACGCUGAGCCUUCAUCGAAAAAAAUUGAAUGAUCGGAUCAUUGUCCUAAAAGUAAUUGACUAAACGAUCUUCCUAGUAUGCAUUGCACCUUAACACACUUAUGACAUUAUCGUGUGUUACUUGAAAACUGCAUAAUUAGUGUUAUCGGUACGCUAAUUAAAAAACAUUAAACAGCCUAUUCAGCGGACACUUUACGCUUCAUUUGCAUCUUUAUAUAUUAAUUUAAUGUGUCGAACCAGCAAGGUUUUCGACAUGGUUUUAUUGAUUUUGGCAGUUUUAAGGGUUGUUCGACGGAACCGUGGCGGCUGCACGAUUGAUUUUUGUCUUAAACGGUGGUGGAAUGGUCACUUCUUAAUUCGUUGAUAAAAUUGUGUCUUAAAAUUUGUUGUAAAUAGCAUUUGGUGUUGUCUAAUAACAAAAAUGUUGUACUUGCACCUUCACUCCGCUUAUAUCUUUAUAACUAAUUUGCUGUCUCGAACCAACAACUUUUGGAAUGGAAUUUAUUUUUAAUUUGGUGGUUUUAAGGGUAGUUCUGCAAAACUGUAACACCUGCACGAUUCUCUUUUGUCCUAAAACGUUAAGAAAUGUUCACUUCUUAAAACGGCGAUGAAAUUUUGUCUUCCAUUAUUUUGUAAGUAGCAUUUGGUGUUGUCUAAUAAUAGUAGAUAAUUGUUUUAUUUGCACACCAACUUUAUAAUUAAUUUACAACGUUUUGGACAUAUUUUUUCAAUUUUGAUAGUGUUAAGAAUUUGACUAAACUGUAACACCUGCAUGAUAAUUUUUCGUCUUAAAAAGUACAGAAACGUUCAGUUCUUAAUUUAACGUUGGUAUUGAGUCUUGAAUUUUUUUGCAAGUAGCAUUUGGUGUUGUUAAAAUGUGAAAAAGUUUAUUAUUUGAUAAUGAGAUUUAGCCUUAAAUUUUAUUACGUAUGAAAUAUAUAAUAUAUUCAUAAUAUUUUUACCUUGCCCAUUUAAACACAUUUAAUAUUUUAGAGACUUGUUCUAUGAAACUAUAACACCUUCACAAUUAUUUCGAGUGUUAAAUUGUGACGAAAGGUUUGGUUCAUUAUUUGCCAACGAGAUUAUGUCUUAAACCUAAUUGCAAAUAGCAUGUGGUGUUUAGUAAAUAUAGAUAAUUGAUAACAUUUUUACCUCGCAUAAUUAAACAGUUUUGAUAGUUCGGCUUGUUGUAUGAAAUUAUAACACCUGCACAAUUGUUUCGGUUGUUAAUAUGUGGUGAAAUGUAUGGUUUAUUAUUUGCCAAUGAGAUUAUGACUUAAAUCUUAUUGUAAAUAGCAUUUGGUGUCGCCUAAAAAUAUAUUUUUGCUUAAAUUUUUACCUUGCAACAUUAAAAAAGGGUUGUUCUACGAAAUUAUAACACCUGCACCACUUAUUCGAGAAGUUAAAUGUGGUGAACUAUAAGGUUCAUCUUAUGACGAUAAGAUUGUGCCUUAAAUCUUGUCACAAAUGGCAUUUGGUGCUGCUUAAAAAUAAACGAUAGAAUUAUAGUGCGUUUUAAUAGAUUUCAGACUUGUUUGUUCACUAUAUAACAUUAAAAUGCAAUUCAACCUUAAACUAUAACACUUGGCCGUUCUGUAUAAAAAAGGGCCAGUUUAUCGGAAACAUUGAUUAUAGAUUACUGUUGAAACUUGUCGGGGUCAAGGAGCCGGUUGCUCCGCAUCAAAAACAGCACUGGCCACACAUAAAACUGCACCUUUGUACUUUUCGAAAUGCUUUUAAUUGACGACGCAAUUCCGAUAAUGUCCGACCUUCCGAUGAAUUGUUUUCCACCGUCGAUAAUUCCAUGUUUUCGUAAUUCCAUAAUGACAUCGGAAUAUUAAUUUAAAAACUGCGUGACGAAACAGGAUGUUCUUUAUGCCGGUCGAAAAGCGCAUGUGAAAAAACGGAAAUCGCCGUGAAUUAUGUGGACAAGAAUCAUUACGGCGUGUUCGACAUCAGAUUUUUUGUCAUUGAACAAACCGAGUAACCUUCCAAACACUAAAAACUGAAAAAAAAUUAUGAUUAUUAAAUUACACAUCACUUAACAACGGCACAGUCGACAUAACGGUACGGAACAACUGUAAAAAAAAUGCAUGAUCAGUAAAGCUGAAUGUGGAGAUGGUUAGUGGGUGAUCGUUAAUUAUUUGGAGCGACACCCGAUGAUCGACUGAUAAUUAUUACGGCAACUGGACGGUACGCUGUACAAACAUGCCCGGGCUGUUUUGCAGUUUACAAAACAACCGAAUCGACGUUGACCUCACGCGUUAUCUCUAUAUUUAUCUACGUUGUUUGUGCACUAUUGUUACGAGGCGCACACCAAAUUAUUCCACCAUGUCUAUGUUAAGUUGCUGUUUUAUCGUACGGACACCUACAGGGUGAUUUAGUGCGGUGCGGCGUUGGCAAGUGCUCAGUUCCUGAUUUGCCAAUGAGAUUUUGUCUUAAAGUUAACUGGAAGGACCUCUUGGUGUCACCUGAAGACGGCUCAUAUAAUAUUGCCCAACGCACUACGUUAAAACAAUGGGUUUCCGAUCCUGAAAAACAACAAUUUGAUUGUACCUCAAACUCGGCUAUAAAUAACACUUGCCGUCGAUAAAACAUUAAAAAAAACAAUCAUAUCAGAAUUGUAAAGCAAUAAAUUAACCGGGCACAGCGUAAAGUUCACCACGAACGAAUAAUCCGACGGAAAAAUUGAAUCGACGUGACUUAUCGGUAGUUUUAGGUGUUUUUUUAUGUGCAUUUAAAUUAGCUGCCGUUUAUUGAAUAUGCAUUUCGUAUUGUGUUAUUAACGAUGGAAUAUUGAAUGUUAAACAUGACUAGCCGGACAAAUAAAUUUCGUUUUCGUGUGUAUUUCGUUACCUGGUCCGAUAAGAUAGGAGAUAAAAGGGCAAACAAUUGAUAAGGCCACGUUUUGAGUGUUUGCCUUGCUUUUCCGUUGGUCAAUUAUUGAAAAUUAUUAAUGCCCUUAAACGGUUAUCGAUAUUCACUUUGCAACCAUUAACUAUGCCUCCCCAACUAAUUUAAUUACCACUAAUUCAUUAAGUUUAUGCAUUAAUAAUCAGUUAAUAAUAUUAAUUUUUACCAACAUGUAGAUUACGAUCGAUUUUCAAUCCACUUUCAAUUUGAACGGACGUAUUUACCUGUAGGCGGUUCGAUAAAUUGUCCGUAAACAACCCCAUUUAAUAACGGCUAAAGCCAUUUAUUUUUAUGCAAUCGAACGGAACAAGAUGAUUCGGAAAUUGGGUCGGACAUCGGAAUAAAAAAAUAACAAUUUUUUCAUCGCAUUAAACAUUAAUCGCCCUAAUGUACCUUUAAUGAUUUCGACAUUACGGUCUGAGUCUCUAAUGAUGGAACAUUCGACGAAACACCGGCCAAAACAAACACCCGAAGUCGCUAAUUAGUCAGAUGUACGUCCAAACGAAACGCGCCACCGAAGAAACCCACUCACGUUCCAGUUUGUUGUUUAGCUCGUACGCGCGAAGAUGUACGAUUAAGCGACAGUGCCUCAUGAAUAAUGCAGUUCAACAUUACGGCCAGGGACCCAUUAGUUCCAACCCUCAUGCGCCGUUCCUCCAAUCUGAUCCGAUUUCGGCAAAUCCUUCAACGACGACUAGCAGUCUCAGACUGUACAGAAAAAAGGACAGCCAGGAUAAGCAUGUCCAGAACCAAGAUGGAGUCGUCGGCGGCUCAAACGCGACGGAGAACCAGACUCACGUCGCUCGGGUAGCUCCGCACAACCACUUCCCACCACGCACCACCGAGUACUACCGUCAAAACAACCCUUUAUCCAACGACUUCCGUCCGUUGUUUAACGAGCACCAGCCGGUAAAGUACUCAGAGAUCAGCGAGCACCAACCAACCCACCACGAUCCAAUGUCGCCGAUGAUGCAAAAGCAAAAAAAGGAAUACAUGGACAUGAUGACGCACCAGACGAAGCAGUACCCGGACUUAAACGGGCAACAGACGUACGGCCACGAGACUGUGCAUCCAACGGCGUACGCCGCCAAAGAGGCGCAGAUGCACGGCUACAAGCAAGAAUCUCAGUACUUUCAAAAGAACCAGUUCGUGGACCAGAUGAAGUACCAAAUGCCCGCGCAGAUGCGCAAAUACCCCGGCCAGGAGAACGACUUCUUUUCGCAGCUACAGAAAUUCCAUCCCAGUAUGGCCAGGUCCAUAAUGAGCGAGCACCACAUCCGCGAGACGCAGAUGAACUACCCGCCCAUGGGCCAGAACGGCAUGUACAACCAGAACCAAAGAUACUACCCGAACGCCGUGCAGAACUACCAGGCGAACGCGUACGGCAUCCAGUCGUACAACUACGGAAGUCCGCAGAACUGCAACUACAACAGGCAGGCGCAGAUGGGCAGGUUCCCGCCUACAAUGGAUAGGAGUCUGUCGCCAGCCAGGCGUACCGCUUACCCGCCCGAAAUGGUCAACUACGCUCCCCUGCAAAAGAUCUCGCCCUCGUACCACCACCAGUACACGACGCCCGAGUACGCCCAACAUUACCAGCAUAGGAGGACGAACAUGCCGCAGGAAUACUAUCAACCUCCACAGCAGUGCAGAAAUCCACAGUUCAUGCCCGCUAACAACCCAGCUGUUGAAGUACCAGAAAACAGGGUUACCCCAUCCAAUGAUUUGAAGCAAUUCAUUGAAAACUGGGCGGAGGAUGAAAAUCCUUGUGACCCCACCGUUUUGAUAGUCAGCCCUGAUGAUUUGCCCUUCAUUGAAAACAAUCAAGUGAUCAUCACGUCCCCCUUGGAAAACGGGCAGUUCGUCAUCAAAAACGUGGAAAAUCGACAGGAAGCGGAGAAACCCAAAGAUUGCAUGGUAGAAGACGCAAAGACCAGUAAAGUGGUGGUUCACUCCGACGUGGAGCUGAUUAAAGACGACACAAAGGUGGAUAAGAACUGCUCGCCGAUUAAUUUGGACCAGAUGGAAACUGAAGAAACGCCCCGCGAAACUGUAAUAUCAACAACCAAAACGGUCGAAGAAGAAAGCCCAAAGGAAAGCAAAGAUAUGCCCGUUAUUGACUUCAGCGAUGAGAAAGCGCCGAAGGAAGACGCCAUUGAACCAAAGCCGCCGGAAGUCGAGGAAAAACCUCCCCAACCUCCCGAACCCGAAAAUAAAAUUGAAGAAGAACACCCCGAGCAGGUGGAAGAGACUGUUACAAACGUUGUAGACGAGCAAAUGCCAAAGGUUGAAUCUCCAAAACCGCAACCAAAGCCGGAACCAAAGCCUCCAUCUCCGCCCCCAACUCCAGUUUUACCUGAAACAGACAAGAAACCAAAGUCCAGUAGUCGACGAAAAAGGCGGAUCUUCUCCGUCGACGACAUAAUAAAUAACAUUGGAAGGAAGAAGGAAAAGGAAUUGAAGAGGAGGAAAAGCAUACACGCCACCCAAAAAUUCCUGGAUUACGAGCGACGGAACGUCGAAACUGAAACUGUUAAAGAAAAUCUUGAGGCUUCGGAUAAAGUGCCAGAGGUGCAGGAUGUCAAACCUGAAACUGAGGCGCCUUUAGAAGAAGUACCAGUGGAACAAACUCAAGAAGACGUUUCGCAGGACAAAGAAAUAUCCUCCACCGAUUCCACAACUGAUCCUGAUGCAGAAUCCAAUAGUAUACAGUACAGAAGCGCCAUUAAAAUUGAAGAAAACAGCGUUCUUUUGCACAUUGCGGGCGAGCUGGUUGAAAUUAAUGUCAACAUACAGAACGGUAAAAAAGUUAUUACAGUCGUACCGAUUUCUGACACCACAGUAGUUGACUUUAAUGACAACUAUGAAACUGUUCAAGAGAAUGUCCAGGAAGACCAAGAAAUUAUUGAGGAAGUCGCCGAGGAUAAAACUGAAGAUGGGGACAAAACCGAAGAGAUCGUAGAACCAAAGAUGGAUGAUUUAGAGAUGGUGGUUGCUGAAGCUGAAGCUGGAGUUGUCGAAGAGGUUGUAGAAAAUGUGGCUAAUGAGGAAACAAUUAUGGAUGUUCAAGAGGAUGUGGCACAAAUGGAGGAAGUAUCGUUGGAUGUUAAAGAAGAAAUCGUCGCACCAGAUACUAAAACUGUAACUUCAGAGGCUGAAACAAUUGAAUUACCUAAAACUGAAGAUGUUAAAGUAGAAACAACGACUGAAAGUGAAAAUAAAGAUGACUCUAGUCUUCACCAACAAGUAAAUACAUUGGAUUUGGAAGAAACCAAAAUUGUACCUCCAGAACAAACAGUUCAAAGAGAAAACGAUACAAAAGAAGCCAAACCUGAAAAGGUCAAACAAACUGAAACUAUCACAAACGAAGAACUAAAGCCGGAAGUAGAUUCUGCAAAGGAUUCGGAGUUUGUAGAUCUCUCAAACGAGAUAAUUAUAGGAGAUGAAGGUUUGGAACUGGAGGUGGAGAUGGACUUGCAAAACGACGUGAAUGAGGACAGUUUCGAAAGGAACGUAAUAUGUACCAAAGCAGCCAAAAAGGCCUACGACGCCGAGUUUUUGAACACCGUCAAGGAGAAAAAGACUAAAACUAACCCCAGUGAUGAUCACAAAAAGAAAAAGAUAACCAAAGAUGACAGUCAAAAGAAUAAGGACGAAACCAAGCGGGAGAAACGUCCCAAAACAACAGACGAGAAAAGCAAAAAGGAAGAGGUGAAAAAACCCAAAGAACCAAAGAAGCAAAAAUCGGAACCCAAGGCCGAUGAGGACGAUGAUGAGGAACAUGUUAGUUUUAAGGAGUUGUUAAAGGCUAGGAAGUUGAAGAAACUGAAGAAACUCCAGGAGAGCAUGAACAACAAACCUGUUGAAUCUGAACCGGUGACCAAGAAGGAAGAAAAUGACUUCAAACAACCGUUGAAAAAGGAAGAAAAGGAACCGGCGUGUAAGGAAGAAGACUCGAAAAACUUAGAAGGAAUUUUGAAAAAGGAAAGUAGUCCUCCAAAGCCGGUACGUAAAGUUUCAUUUUCCGACGAGCCUAUUGACAAAAAACUUGAUGAAACAGAGGGUAAGUGUAACGAUUUGAACAAGAAGAAGCGGCUCAGUUUAGAAGACUACAACAAUCGUAAACGGAAGUUGUCACCUAAAGAAGAGGUGAAGAAAAUUCUGGUUGAAGCUGAUUUAACCAGCAUACACUUAGAAGUCAAGAAGCGUCCCAAGUCGUUAGAAGAGUUGAGUUGCGUUGUUAAAGAACCUAAACGUAAGAUGAGUUUGGAAGAAACGUCAACGAGUAAUAAUUUUUAUAACGACUGGGAGGAGACGCUAAGUCCUAAGUCCACUGAAGUAGACUCGAAUCUUCUUAGUACUUUCACAGGUGUCCUGUCAACUGAAUCACAACCCGUCAAACAUCCAGACGUGAACGGACGCAAGGACGAACUGCAGAUGGUCAAGGAGCAAGUCGACUCAAAACUAAGUUCGUUGAAUUUGAACAUACCAAAGAAGAGCAGUGCUCAAACGCUCAGAAGCCAAAUAUGUGCCUUGGAAAAGAAAAUUAACAGUUUCCCGUUGACGCCGAAGGACGUGAACGAAAACCACAUGCUCAUGAACCGGUUCUUGAACAAGGACUACCUGACUGAAGACGAGAUGAAGAAAAUCAAACAGAUCAUCCAAUACAAGCGGAUGGUGGAGCACAUGAGCAAACUGAAGUCGAUGGAAAACGGCGACAGUUACGAGAUCAGGAAGGAGAUGGACGAGGAUUUGAAGCUGCACUUGAAGAAAAUCCCCGACGAGUAUCACAAGAAGAGGAAGAGGAGGUUCAGGAAUUUGCACGCCGCCGAUUCCGACUCGGACUACGAGAUCAACAGCGGGGAUUACUCGGUAGUGCAGCAGAGCUGUCACUUCACCGGCGUGCCGAAGCUGAUCAUCAAAAGGAAGACGGACAUUACGCAACCGGUCGUUCGAUUGGAACGACUGGACAUGAACGUGAUCAAGAAAAGCAAAUGGUUUUAGGGGCCAACAUGUUUUCGUUGAGUUUUUUCAUAGUUUACGAUUGUUUUUUAUUGUUGUAUAUAGUUUCGCGUGAGAUGAAUUAUUUAUUGCGUUCGGAUCUCCGGUUGUUGCAUUCCGUGUGGGUUUAUUAUUUCUGAUUUUAGGUUUUCGUUUUAUUUUUAUUUUUUGGGACGUCCGUUCCAGAUUGAUAUUAAUUGUAAUUGGUUGUUCUUUUGUGUGCAAUGAAAGAGUACAAUUGGUUGAAAUAUAACAAGAAAUAUAUUAAUUCGUUGAGCUACAGUAUUAAAAAAAUAUGCCUUUUAAAAAAAGAAUUUUAAUAUUUAUAGAGAGUGAACUAUUUUUGAAACAGUGAAUUCGUUUUACAUUCCUCAAAGUUAUAUCUCAUAGUUUAAGGUGUGAUAUAUUUACAAUAUACAUAGUGUUUAUAUAGGCGGUCUCGAAUAACCGUUUGAGACUUGCUGUAAUUUUUUUUUGGUUUGCCUUUUGUAUAUAAUUUGGGUUUUUUUGUAUAAAAUCAUAGAAAAACUUGCAGGGUGUCCGUAACUAGUCUUUAUUUGUACAUAAUUUUGUUAUCCAUUAAGAGAUAUCGUUUCCAAUUGUAAAUUUUAUCUUAAAAUUUUAUUUAAAAACCCCAUAGAUAUACAACGGUUUUUCUAUGGUUGUAAACAACAAUAGUUACCAGCACUGAAACGUUGUUUUUUGUACACCGAAAGUUGCCUCAAUGUGAAAUAAAUGAAGAGUGUAAAAUUUAGUAAUUAAGAUAUAAAAAAAUAAUAUUUGGGACAUAUCAUUCAGUGUCUUUUCAAAAGUGUCUUAGAAAAUUUUUCGGGUGAUGUUUUUACGACGUGUACAAAACCUAGAUGUUAUUUUUUUUUUGAGUGCCUUGUUGUGCACAUGACUGUUGAAUUUUUGUACCAAAUCGGUAUGUUUGUAUAUUUUAAGCACUUGUGUUUAUAAAAAUGUUAGAAAAAAUAA